This is a messenger RNA of Rhea pennata, 1136 nucleotides long. It is a transcript of the gene TPM2, whose product is annotated as tropomyosin 2. The transcript has 9 exons. Bases 61 to 915 code for a protein of 284 amino acids. Gene Ontology annotation, biological process: muscle contraction; actin filament organization. Gene Ontology annotation, molecular function: actin filament binding. Gene Ontology annotation, cellular component: actin filament. The record is from RefSeq and is a predicted model, not a curated record. NCBI's taxonomy places the organism in Eukaryota, Metazoa, Chordata, Aves, Rheiformes, Rheidae.
AGAGCCGCCGCCGCCACUGCCGCCCCGCGCCCCGCGCCCGCGCCCCGCCGCCCCGCCGCCAUGGAGGCCAUCAAGAAGAAGAUGCAGAUGCUGAAACUGGACAAGGAGAACGCCAUCGACCGAGCCGAGCAGGCGGAGGCCGACAAGAAGCAGGCGGAGGACCGCUGCAAGCAGCUGGAGGAGGAACAGCAGGGCCUGCAGAAGAAGCUGAAGGGCACGGAGGAUGAGGUGGAGAAGUACUCCGAAUCCGUCAAGGAGGCACAGGAGAAGCUGGAACAGGCAGAGAAGAAAGCUACAGACGCCGAGGCCGAAGUGGCUUCUCUGAACCGCCGCAUCCAGCUGGUGGAGGAGGAGCUGGACCGAGCCCAGGAGCGCCUGGCCACCGCCCUGCAGAAGCUGGAGGAGGCCGAGAAGGCGGCUGAUGAGAGCGAGAGAGGCAUGAAGGUCAUCGAGAACAGGGCCAUGAAGGACGAGGAGAAGAUGGAGCUCCAGGAAAUGCAGCUGAAGGAGGCGAAGCACAUAGCCGAAGAGGCCGACCGCAAGUACGAGGAGGUCGCCCGCAAGCUGGUGGUCCUCGAGGGAGAGCUGGAGCGCUCGGAGGAGCGGGCCGAGGUGGCGGAGAGCCGAGUGAGACAGUUGGAAGAAGAGCUGCGGACCAUGGACCAGACUCUCAAAUCCCUCAUGGCCUCAGAGGAAGAGUACUCCACCAAGGAGGACAAGUACGAGGAGGAGAUCAAGCUCCUAGGGGAAAAACUGAAGGAGGCCGAGACCCGAGCAGAGUUUGCCGAGCGGUCUGUGGCGAAGCUGGAGAAAACCAUCGAUGACUUAGAAGAGAGUCUGGCCAGUGCCAAAGAGGAGAACGUUGGCAUCCACCAGGUCCUGGACCAGACCUUGUUGGAGCUGAACAACCUCUGAGCUGCCUGGGGAGCUCCCGUCCCUCUUCCCUACCCCACACUUGCACCCCACUGGCAUGCUCUGGACGUCAUCAGCUGAACUGCAUCUUGGCCAAAUCCACGCAUCCAUUGAGAAGGGAAACCCUGCAGCCUUACACCGUGGCUCAAGGGUGUCUUGUCUGUGCACAGCCAGAAUGGCUCUGUCCUGUCUUCAUGUUCAAAUAUUAAAGCAGUUUGACAAGA